UUGGUUGUGGUGCUGUUUUAAUACAAGAGGUUAGAAAUGUUGUUUUUGUAAAUAGAAAAAUAUAGUUUUUGAUUUUUUGAAAAGUAAAUGCCUGUUAUAUUCUCAUCCUCACAGUCGAGAAUAAGUUUUGAAUCAAGCAGGAAUAUCUGGAGAAGUAGAAUCAUCUGAACUGAGAUCUGCUGCUGUGAAGAUGCUGUUUGUUAAAGAGGAGAGUGAAGAGAACACUAGUGAACCAGAAACACUGAGAAUAAAACACGAGGAACCAGAAACCUGGAGAAUAAAACAAGAGGAGCCAAAAACCAGGGGAAUAAAACAAGAGGAACCAGAAACCUGGAGAAUAAAACAAGAGGAGCCAGAAACCAGGGGAAUAAAACAAGAGCAACCAGAAACCAGGGGAAUAAAACAAGAGGAACCAGAAACCAGGGGAAUAAAACAAGAGGAACCAGAAACCUGGAGAAUAAAACACGGGGAGCCAGAAUCCUUGGGAAUAAAACCGGAGGAACAAAGAGAGUUUCUUGAAGAAAGUGAGGAGCAUGAAGAAUUGAAUGAAGAUGAGGAGAAAGAUCAUUUCAAAACUGGAGAAAAACCUUCGAGUUGCUCUCAAACCAAACAGAAAAAUUUAAAGAAAAGAAGAGCCACCUGUAAUCAGUGUGGAAAGAGUUUCACAAAAAAAAAUAGUCUUAAUGUUCACAUGAGAAUUCACACUGGAGAGAAACCUUACAAGUGUUCACACUGUGACAAGAGAUUCAGUGCUUCAUCAAGACUGAAAACACAUGAGAGGAUUCACACUGGAGAGAAACCGUAUACUUGUGAUCAGUGCGGGAAGAGUUUUGCACGAAGAGGAAUCCUUAUAAGACAUAUGAGAAUUCAUACAGGAGAGAAACUGUACACAUGUAAUCAAUGUGGAAAUAGUUUGAAAUCUAAAUAUAGUCUUGAUCGUCACAUGAGAGUUCAUACUGGUGAGAAACUGUACACUUGUGAUCAAUGCGGGAAGAGUUUUGCACGGAGAGGAAUCCUUAUAAGACAUAUGAGACUUCAUACAGAAAAGAAACUGUACACAUGUAAUCAAUGUGGAAAGAGUUUAAUUAGCAAAUGUAGUCUUGAGAUUCACGUGAGAGUUCAUACUGAUGAGAAACUGUACACUUGUGAUCAGUGCGGGAAGAGUUUCUCACACUCAGCAAACCUUAAGAGACACAUGAACACCCACACUGGAGAGAAGCAGCACUCAUGUGAUCAAUGCAGCAAGAGAUUUUUAAGAGCUUCAGACCUGAAGCAGCACCUGAAGGUUCAUACAAAGGAGAAGCCACAUUCAUGUAGUUUGUGUGGAAAGAGUUUUUCACGUUUUUCAACUUUGAAAGAACAUCAGAAAAUACAUAGUGCUGUGAGAGAGUACAUGUGCUUUGAGUGUAAAAAGACUUUUACUAGAGAAAAGUGUUUAAAACUGCACAAGAGGAUCCACACUGGAGAGAAACCCUACAAGUGUUCACACUGUGACAAGAGAUUCAGUCAUUCAUCAAAUCUGAAAAGACAUGAGAGGAACCACACCGGAGAGAAACCGUAUCACUGCACUGAAUGUGGGAAGUGUUUCAAAUGUUCAACUGCUCUACACAGACAUACAAAAAACAAUCAUAAGUUGACUGAAGAAAACGAGGUGAUUAAAGAAUCAAGUGAAGUUAAGGAGAAAAAUCACGUUAAAACUGGAGAAAAACUUUAGAAUUCCUCUCAAACCAAACAGAAAUAUUUAUUCUGCAUUUCACCGUGAAAAGAGUUUGAAAAGCAAUACAAGUCUUGAGCAUCACAUGAGAGUUCAGACUGUAGAGAAAUCAUUCACAUGUAAUCAAUAUCAGAAGAGUAAAGGAACGCAUGGACAUCCACACUGGAGAGAAACUGUGCUCGUGAUCAAUGCAGAAAAACAUUUUUUGAGCGCUUCAGAUCUGAAGCAGGACCUGAAAGUACAUACAAAAGAGAAACCACAUUUAUGUAAUUUACAUUUACGUUUAAUCAUUUAGAACAAUAGAAACAAUUAUUUGUAUGGCAAGUUUUUUUUCUGUGUCUACAAAAUUUGAAAGUACAUCAGAAAAUACAUACUGGUGUGAAAGAGUACAUGUGAUUUUGAGUGUGAAAAAAAAAGACUUCAGUGAUUUGUUUAAAACUUCACCAGAGGAUUCACACUGGAGAGAAACUUCGUAAGUGUCCACAAUGCAACAAGAGAUUCAGUGUGUCAUCACAUCUGAAAACACACAUGAGAGGAUUCACACUGGAGCGAAACCGUAUCACUGCACUGAAUCUGGGAAGUGUUUCAAUCAAUCAUCUGCUCUACACAGACAUAGCCUACAAAAAAACAAUUAAAUAAGGCCCCGUACACGCAUUUAGCUGUAUUCAUCCAGACAGAUCAAGCAUUUUGGGAGCCUGAAACCGGAUUUUAUUCAUCUUCAAAAUCAGCAGAUUCACCUGAUAUUCAGAUCAACUAAAAGAUGCAGUUCCUCCCGAAAGAAUGUCAAAAAGUUUUUUUCUUGUAUAUCAGUUUGUUUCAUGAUUUGAAUAAUAUCAUUGUCCUUUCUUAUGAGUUUCAUUUAAUUCAUGUUCAGUUGUCUUAUAACGCAUAUCACCUGUAGUUUGCUUAAGUUUUCAUGAAGGAAAGUAGCUUUUUACAAACUGUUCUUGUUCAGGAAGCUGUAGAGGAGACUAACACUUUAAGAGACAUAUAUAUAUUUUUAAUUGGUUAUUCAUUGUUACUUUUAAAACAAGUAAUUCUUCUAUGAUAUGUUCAGAAAACACAGAUGCAAGAUAUACUGUCAUGUAGAUUUGUAAUUGACAUUUAAUUGCUUCUCUUUCUGUAGGAAUUAAUGUCUGAACUCCGUAAUUAGCCCUGAGGCAAAAUUAUGAAAGACCAUCAUAUCAAUAAACUCUAAUGUUAACUGUUCUGCUUUCGGUGCUAGAACAAUUAAGGAAAUACACUAACAAUUUAUUAUUGGUAUAUAAAUAUUGUCAAGCUAACUGUAUCUUGCCAACUGUUGCUACAUGUGAUAAUAUCCAGAUAUCCGUCUGAGAUGCGUUACAAUUUUUUUUGCAAUCCAGCAGCAGGAUCUGUUGUACUGAAGGCGUGCAGCGGAGGGUGGUUGCCUCCACAAAGUGCAUUCAAAAUUGUUUAAUGCACAGCUAGUCACUAAUUAUCCUGCUUAUGCCAUGGUCAUUUGGCAGCAUGCACAUAAUAGAUGUUAAUAAUAAUUGUGCCGCAAUAUUUGACUGGAAUGAUAAAAGUUUGUUUACUUUUGUCAUUCACAACUUGUUAGAUGUUAGAUUAUGGUUUCCAAUGUUUAUAGGAAGCACAUUAAUGUAGAACAUGAUAAACUGACCUGGAACUACCUGUGCAGUUAAACGAAUUUAAUCAACACCUGCCAGCCAAUCAGAAUCGAGUAUUCAGACAGACCAUGGCACAAGAAAACAAGUUGUUUGAUAUAUUAGAGACAAUUUCCAAAUACAAAUGUUCCAAAUAAAUGAUACACCAUACUGCUGCUGCUGUUCUUUCAGUGAGUGAAUUUAAAGGGUAUGCAAUUUAGUAAUAUGCCAAACGAACAAACAAUAAACCUUUGUUAUUAUCUGAAGUAAUUCAUGACACAAUAUUGAAUAUAAAAGUAUCCAGUUUAAUAAAAUAAAUGAACACUAAUAAAACAAAGUAACAAACUGAUUCCAUUUUUUCCCACAUCAAUCUAAAUGUUUCAAACUAUGAGCCAUUCACACUUAAAGGACUAAUUAUGGGAAUGGAUUGGUUCUUUUGUAGUGCAAACAUGACUUGACUCUGAACUUCUGUUAAUCAAUAUUCUAUUGUCUAUACAAUUCUGACCAUUGGUGGCUGUCUCCACACUUCAUCCUUUCAUUGUUGUUGUGUUCAGGGGAUACGAUCGAGCAGCCACCCACUAACCCAACAGCUGGGUUACACCAAAACUACCCAACAUGCAUAACUCAGAAUUUGAGUAAAAAAUAAUUAGAUUGUUUUUAGAUUGUUUAGAUUAGAUUGUAUAUUUAGAUUCACAUAGACAAAUGCUGUUGUAGUAGUUGAUGAAGAUGAGUAGUGUUUGUUUUUCUUUUGCUGUUGUUUUGUCCAUGCAAUGCAUAUUGUGAGAAAAUAUGACAAUAUUUAUUGCUUUUGAAAAUUGAAAAUGUAAUGCUCUUUUUACAUCUUGGCCAGGGGAUUAUAGAAGAAAAAAUACCCUUUUGGCUAAUUCUGGCUUUUUAAACCAUUUUUAUUCAUGUGUUUUAUGAAAUUACACUGUCCCCUUUUAAAUAAACCAUCAAAUCAGUAUAACAGCAUUGCAGUUUAAUUGGCUUUUAGCAUACAUCCUGACUCAUAUAAUCAGUUUCUAACAGCAAACACUAUAAAGAGA
Messenger RNA from Carassius gibelio (silver crucian carp), 4385 nucleotides. Its product is annotated as zinc finger protein 501-like. Bases 191 to 1714 code for a protein of 507 amino acids. The transcript is spliced from 3 exons. Lineage: Eukaryota; Metazoa; Chordata; Actinopteri; Cypriniformes; Cyprinidae. The record is from RefSeq and is a predicted model, not a curated record.